GAAAAUGGUUUUUCUCUAGUCGGCCCUCCUGUCAGUGCAGACGUCAGGGUUUUGUCUUCAUUCACCUCUGGAGGCAGGACAGAAACUUGAUCUUUUGCUCUCAUGGUCCCUCCCACUGUAUAUAUGGCUUGUCUCCACCUCCACAUCUCAGUUCUUUGUCCUGCCUCGGAGGUUAAGGACAUCAUUAUUAUUAUUUUUUAUUUUGUUUUUUAUUUUAUUUAUUAUUUAUUGUUUUCAGUUACUUAUUCAACUUCUAUUAUUCAGGUACGCAAAGCUACCUUGUCUGGAAUUGGUGACACGCAGAGCUGUCGCUCUACUACAGUGUUAGGGUACGCAGAGCUGCCCUUUAUACACUUCGGGUGCACAGAGCUGCACCUCUUUAUUUAUCAUGUGGCACGCAGAGCUGCCCACCUUUUUCUACAUUAGGGCACGCAGAGCUGCCCUUCUUCUACUCAGGUUGCAUACGGAGCUGCCUGCUUCCGUUUCCAGGGAUGACUCUUGGCAAGCAGAGCUGCCUUUUUGAGGUCCCCAUACGGCACGCAGAGCUGCCUUUUUGAGGUCCCCAUACGGCACGCAGAGCUGCCAUAACUAGAGGCACAUAUGACACGCAGAGCUGCAGCUAUUACUGCAAUGGGCCUUGUUUUAUUUGGGUGUGACGCACAGAACCGUAUUGUUUAUGGGGAUACCCUGAGGGAAGGACUCAAGGACCUGGCGUCUCCUUCUAUAGUUUAGAAAGACGAUAUUGCCGUUCUACUGACCUUAACUGAACAGCAUGUGAGUAAAUGGACGGCUACUGCCGAGAAUUCUUAGGCGGGAGAGCCGCCGGUUGCUAAGCAACGCGCCAGAUAGGCGCGCAGCAGUUCUCUUCGCGCCAUAGAAGGGAGCGUGCUGACGUCAGCGCGCGCUACGCACAGCGCAUACUGUAGAAACUGCGGUGAGAGACGGAACUCUACAUAGUUGGCGGUAAAACAUAACGAUCGUCAUUAUGGAGGAAACGGACUCUCUUCAAGAGCUCAGAGAGGUGGUUAAGUCAGUUAAGAAGAAGCGACCUGAAAAGCUACCUAAAUGCAAGAUCAUUCAGUCACUACCUCCGCAAGAAGCUACCUCAGCACCACAUACUCCCUCUCAAACUACGCCUCAGAGACACUCUCAGAGUCCCAUCCCAAUAGUCUGGGACAAUGAACCUGUUGCCCAGACAUCUGAUCAGGGGCCAGCUCAAAUUGGAGAAUUUCUCCAAUGGAUUAUGAAAACAGUACAACCACCCCCUACUCACAGGGAACCCAAAAAAUCUACAACUAGCAAGCGUAAAGCACAUGUCACAUUAUCUCACUCCUCAGAAUCUGAGGAGGGACAAGCCUCUGAUACAGAAGGAGAGGAACUAUGUCAGGAAUCAGAUAGCUCUGAUCACUCACAGCUACAUUCUGAGUCAGACUCUGAGAAUGAAAAUCCUACACCCGCAGCCACUCCAGAGAUCGCAAAGCGACUAUUAAGAGAGAUGAUGCAGACCUUGGAAAUCAAGGAUGAAACAACUGUCCUCUCAAAGGCAGACAGGCUACUAGGUGUUCACAAAAAAUCUAAAUUAACCUUUCCUAUAUUUCAUUCCAUCACACAAGCAAUUGAGACUGAGUGGUCACAACCAGACCGCCGUAUUGCACUUACACAGAGAUUCUUUAAAACGUAUCCGGUACCAGAAGAGCACCAAAAGAAAUGGGAUAAGGCCCCAAAGGUGGAUUCAGCGGUUGCUCGCUUAUCUCGCUACACCGCAUUACCGGCGGAGGAAGCGGCUUUCAAGGAUCCCUUAGACAGACGUAUGGAAUCUAUCCUAAAGAAAUCCUACACACAGGCAGCCGCAAUGCUUCGACCUGCAGCAGCUUCAGCAGGCCUAGCCCGCACGGCUAAACAUUGGGCACAGGAGCUAGCACGACAUCCCCCGGAAACCAAACAACAGUUACAGGGGGAGGUGGAAAGACUGUCUACUGCCAUAGCCUUUUUGGCAGACGCAUCAAUGGAGGUCACAAAGCUUGCUGCAAAAACUACAGCAAAUGUGGUAGUUGCUCGCAGAGCCCUGUGGCUCAGACACUGGACAGGCGAUACCGCAUCAAAACUGAGACUUUUGUCACUAAAGUUUACUGGUGACUCGCUUUUCGGUCCUGAUUUAAAACAAAUCAUAUCUGAAGUAACUGGAGGUAAGAGUACCUUCCUGCCCACGGGUAAAAGACCCAGAUCUGAACCAAAUAAUAGAUACACAGGCAAGAGAUCCUGGUCCUCUCAAUCGAGACCUUUUCGUUCCUUUCGCACCUACAACAAAAAUCCCUCAACAGAGCAGACCGCCAGACGAGGAAGGCAAAACUGGCAGCAACAGGCACGCAAUACCAGAAAGCCUAUCUCUACCAAACCUAACUCUGCCUGACUCACCACAACGAGUCGGAACACAACACGUGGGGGGCCGGCUUCAAGAAUUCAUCGGGAUAUGGGAAACACAUGUGACAGACGAUUGGGUGCUAUCCAUAAUCAGACAAGGAUACAAGAUCCCUUUUUCCCCUUGCCUUCCUCUAGGGAGGUUCACUCCAUCGACCACUGCUCCUCACAAGCUCCACUUACUCCAACGGGCUGUGGACACGCUACUUCUCACAGGGGUAAUCGAGCAGGUUCCCACGUCACAAAGGUACAAGGGGUUCUACUCAAAUCUAUUUCUAGUUCGCAAAAAGGAAGGUUCCUUCCGACCUGUGCUGAAUCUAAAGCCCCUAAACCCUAUGAUACUGAUACAAAGAUUCAGGAUGGAAUCAAUACGGUCGGUGAUUGCAAACAUGGAACCGGACAUCUUCAUGACGUCCAUAGAUCUACAAGACGCCUACUUGCACAUACCCAUUUCUCCUUUUUCAAGAAAGUAUCUCAGAUUCGCCAUAGGAGAAGCUCAUUAUCAAUUUACGGCGCUGCCAUUUGGUCUUUGUACAGCUCCACGCGUCUUCACGAAGGUCCUCGUACCCAUUGUGGCCUACCUCCGGUCUCUGGGAGUCAACAUUAUCCCAUAUCUCGACGAUUUCUUGAUAAAGGCACCCACAGCUCAACAAGCACACAAAGACACCAGCUUGUGUCUGCAGGUGCUCACACAACAUGGUUGGCUGAUCAACCACAAAAAGAGUUCGCUCACCCCAAGUCAGACGAUUGUUUUUCUCGGCCUGCAAUUCAACUCCGCUGUCCAAAAGGUGUACUUGACACGCGACAAGGCCCUCAAGUUACAACAGACCACUCUAUCAGUUCUCCAACAGGAGGAGACCUCGGCAGAGGACUGCUUGCGUCUCCUGGGACUGAUGGUGGCGGCGCUGGAAGCCAUUCCCUUUGCCAGGUUUCAUCUCAGACCCCUGCAGCACAACUUUCUCAGACACUGGAACAGAAAUCAUCAAUUUCUGGAACAGAUUAUCCCUCUCUGCCAAGCGACGAGGAAGGAGCUCCUUUGGUGGACAGUUCUGCCAAAUCUCCUACAAGGGAGAAGCCUCCAGACCACUUCCUGGGAAGUAGUGACGACGGAUGCGAGCCUCAGGGGCUGGGGUGCAGUUUACCACGGACUGACUCUCCAAGGGAUUUGGUCAACUCAAGAAAGCAAGUUACCCAUCAAUGUGCUGGAAUUGCGAGCUAUUGCUCUAGCCCUGGAGGGAUGGUCGUCAAUCUUGCAGUCCCGGGCAGUACGAGUGCAGUCAGACAAUGCAACAGCCGUAGCAUAUGUCAACAGACAGGGCGGCACACGCAGCAGGGCAGCCAUGCAGGAAGUCUCCCGCAUACUCACCUGGGCGGAAAGCACGGUGACCAACAUCUCCGCAGUAUUCAUCCCAGGGGUACAGAACUGGGAAGCGGAUUACCUGAGCAGGAUAUCCAUGGACCAGGGAGAGUGGUCCUUGCACGACGGACUCUUUCAGCAGCUGACCCGAAGGUGGGGAACCCCGGAGGUGGACAUGUUCGCUUCCAGAAUCAACAAAAAACUUCCCCUUUACUGCACCAGAACGAAAGACCCAAAGGCGUUCCUAAUAGACGCCCUAGUGGUGCCAUGGGACUUCAACCUCGUGUAUGCUUUCCCACCCUUGGCGAUUCUACCCAGGGUAAUCAGAAAACUAAAACAAUCCAACACAACUACCAUUUUAAUUGCACCAGACUGGCCAAACAGAGUUUGGUACUCAGAUCUCAUCACACUAUCCAUAGCCCCUCCGUGGCGAUUGCCUCUACGUCCAGACUUACUAACACAAGGGCCAAUCAAACAUCCGAAUGUAGCAAUGCUCAGAUUGACUGCGUGGCUCUUGAAACCAACUGGUAUUUACAGCGCGGUUUCUCACGGACGGCAGUGAACAUUUUAUUGCAAGCUAGAAAGCCGUCCACCUCAAAGGUGUACUAUAAGACCUGGAGGACUUUUAUUACCUGGUGCACUCACAGGGAUAUUCCUUGGGAUUCUGUUAAUUCCACUCAAGUUAUCGAAUUUUUAGCAGACGGGUUCCAAAAGGGACUCGCUCUCCGUACACUGAAGACUCAGAUUUCCGCGCUGACUGCUCUGACUCAUCGGAGAUGGGCAAAUUAUCCUACUGUACAACAUUUCAUAAAAGGAGUAACUAGAGCCCGACCUCCCCUUCGGGAACCCUUGGCUACUUGGAGUCUACCCUUGGUUCUCACGGGACUACAACGACCACCCUUUGAACCGUUAUCGACGUGCGAGCUGAAGUGGUUAUCACUAAAAGUUGCCUUCUUAAUUGCGAUUACAUCUGCAAAACGGGUUUCUGAGUUAGCAGCCCUUUCCUGCAGGGAGCCAUGGCUCACGUUACACCAAGAUAAAGCGGUCCUCAGGACCACCCCUGGUUUUCUUCCAAAGGUAGUUUCCGAACGACACAUGAACCAAGAUAUCAUUUUACCUUCUUUUUGCCCGAACCCAUCGAAUGAUAAGGAAGCAAAACUGCAUACGUUGGAUGUCGUUAGGGCACUUCGUAUUUAUCUCAGGAGGUCAGAGACCUUUAGGCAUUCCGAUUCCUUGCUUGUUUCGUAUGCUACCGCACACAAGGGACGCCCUGUGUCUAAGAGGACUAUAGCACGUUGGCUCGUUGAUACUAUUAACAAAGUUUAUGAUGACAGCGGUAGUGGAAGACCGUUUUCAGUCAAAGCCCACUCCACAAGGGCACAAAGCACUUCGUGGGCGUUACAGAAUCUGGCUACAGCGGAACAGAUCUGCCAGGCAGCUACUUGGGUUUCUCCGAAUACGUUCAUCAAGUUUUAUAAGUUAAAUGUUCAUGCUUCUACAUCGGCCACGUUUGGCCGCAAAGUUUUGCAGGCUGCAGUUGCACAAUAGGACUAAAAUCAGUUCACAAGUGUACGUGCCCACCCUGGAUAUGGAAAAGCUUUUGGACGUCCCCUGACGUCUGCACUGACAGGAGGGCCGACUAGAGAAAGAAAGAUUUUAGACUUACCGGAAAAUCUUUUUCUAGUAGGCCCGAACUGUCAGUGCAGUAAGUCCCACCCAGGCUGAUUUUAGUAUGGGCAUUGGGAUUUCUUUCUCGCUAUCUUCUAUCUGUGUCUCUUCAUCUUCCUUCUAUCUGUACUAUCUCCACCGGCUGAGCUUUACAACGGAACUGAGAUGUGGAGGUGGAGACAAGCCAUAUAUACAGUGGGAGGGACCAUGAGAGCAAAAGAUCAAGUUUCUGUCCUGCCUCCAGAGGUGAAUGAAGACAAAACCCUGACGUCUGCACUGACAGUUCGGGCCUACUAGAAAAAGAUUUUCCGGUAAGUCUAAAAUCUUUCUAUUUACAUGAAGCAGGAUUUUACAUAUGAGCUGUUUUAUGCAAUAUCUUUUUAUAGAGACCUACAUUGUUUGGGUAUAGUUUUCCUUUAAUAAAGGCUUACUUGUUAAUAGAACCCGAAGGGAUCCUGUUCUUAGAGUGAAAACUAUAGGACUUAGUUUGACAUCAGUGGUAGGAAAGCUUUUGGAAGGGGGAAAAAGGGAUAAGAUACUGGACUACAUUGAAAAUCACUAUGGGUUUUAGCCAGCAUGGUAACAGAUCUUGCCAGACUAAUAAUUGCCUUUUAUGAGAAGUAGUGAUGAACAAAUGGAUUCUUCGUGGCAAAAUUCCAAAUUUCACCAUGUGCGGAAUUCGUGAAACUGCAACGAAAAUUCCCGGCAGAAACAUUCACUGCGACAAAACACACAUACAAAAGAAGCCCAUUGACUAUAAUGCGACUAAUCUCCAAAAACUGCCUUCCCUCCGGCUAGAAUGAAAAUCGCCGGCAGGAUGGCACUCGGGGCGCUUCGUUUUCCGACUUUGGACAACGAAGCGCUCCAAUUGCCAUCCUGCAUUCUAGUCGGUGGGAAGGCAGUUCGGGAAGAUUAGUCGCCCCGAAGAAGAGGAGAUUUGUCGCCGGGCGACUAAUCUCCCCGAAUCUGACCUUGUGUCUCUGCCCUAAGAGGGGUUUGGAUGAUUUCUUGAACAAGUAUAAUAUCCAAAGCUAUAGUGACACUUUCAUGUACAAUUAGUAUAGAUUGGUCUGUCUAUAGUUUACAUACAUGAAUGCAUUGAGUUAGUUUGGAUUUGUGUUUUGUGAUGGCUUUUGGUCUUUUUUCAAUCCAAUCUACUCACAGACAAGCCACCA
Messenger RNA from Xenopus laevis (African clawed frog), 6618 nucleotides. RefSeq lists its product as uncharacterized. The transcript has 2 exons. The record is from RefSeq and is a predicted model, not a curated record. The coding region runs from base 2471 to 5323 and encodes 950 amino acids. Lineage: Eukaryota; Metazoa; Chordata; Amphibia; Anura; Pipidae.